AUGACACAAAAUCUCAUACUUCGCUUAAAUAAAUCAUCAUUAUAUAAUUUAAAUAGUGUUAAAAGAACCUUUUUUAGUUUAAAGAGCAGACAAAAUGAAAAAUAUAGAUUUGUUUUUAGAAGAUAUUUUUCUAUAGAUACCAUAAAAGUACCAAGAUUAGGUGAUUCAAUUACAGAAGGCACAAUAAACGAAUGGAAGAAAAAAGUUGGUGAUUAUGUUAAGAAUGAUGAAACUUUAGCAAUUAUUGAUACAGAUAAAGUAAGUGUUGAUAUUAAUUCAAAGUCCAGCGGAACCUUACACAAAAUUUUUGCUGAAGCUGGUGAUAUCAUAUUGGUUGAUAGUCCCUUAUGUGAAAUAGAUACUUCAGCAAAACCACCAGAAAACAUUUCUACAACUGAAAAAAAGAUAAAUGUUAACAUAAUGAAAGAGGAAGUAGAAAAAGAGAAAAAGACAUAUAAUGAAAGUAUAUUAGACGAAAAAAAAAGUGAAAAUAUUGUAACUGAUGAAAAAAAAAGUGAAAAUAUUGCAACUAAUGAAAAAAAAAGUGAAAAUAAUGUAAUUGAAGAAAAAAAAAGUGAAAAAUCUACAAAUGAAGAUAAAAUUUUGGAAGUUAACUAUGAAUAUGUAAAUGAAAGAACAGAAAGAAGAGUUCGUAUGUUACCAAUAAGAAAAAGAAUUGCAGAAAGACUAAAGGAAUCACAAAAUACAUGUGCUUUACUAACUACAUUCAAUGAAUGUGAUAUGAGUAAGGCGAUGAUUUUUAGAAAUGAAUUAAAAGAUACAUUUCAAAAAAAAUAUGGAUGUAAGCUAGGUUUUGUAUCUUUAUUUAUAUAUGCAUCCACAUUAGCUUUAAAAAAAAUGCCUCAAGUAAAUGCAUUUAUUGAUAAUGAUGAAAUAGUUUAUAAAAAUUAUAUUGAUAUAUCGGUAGCAGUAGCUACACCUAAUGGAUUAACUGUUCCAGUUAUUCGAGAUUGUCAAAAUAAAAAAUUACCACAGUUAGAACAAGCAUUAUCUGAAUUAGCUACAAAAGCAAGAAAUAAUAAAUUAUCAUUAGAUGAUUUAACUGGUGGCACUUUUACUAUAUCAAAUGGAGGAGUGUUUGGAAGUAUGUUAAGUACCCCUAUUGUUAACAUGCCUCAGUCAGCUAUUCUAGGUAUGCAUACCAUAAAAAAUAGACCAGUUGUAAUUAAUAAUGAAAUUGUAAUUAGACCCAUAAUGUAUUUGGCAUUAACUUAUGACCAUAGAUUAUUAGACGGAAGAGAUGCUGUUCAAUUUUUAUGUGCUAUUAGAGACUAUAUAGAAAAUCCAAAUCUGAUGCUAAUAGAAUGUUAA
Plasmodium gallinaceum is the source of this 1332-nucleotide messenger RNA. Its product is annotated as dihydrolipamide succinyltransferase component of, putative. The transcript is spliced from 3 exons. The coding region runs from base 1 to 1332 and encodes 443 amino acids. The record is from RefSeq and is a predicted model, not a curated record. Gene Ontology annotation, molecular function: dihydrolipoyllysine-residue succinyltransferase activity. Gene Ontology annotation, cellular component: oxoglutarate dehydrogenase complex. Lineage: Eukaryota; Apicomplexa; Aconoidasida; Haemosporida; Plasmodiidae. Gene Ontology annotation, biological process: tricarboxylic acid cycle.